Molecule: messenger RNA, 924 nt
Organism: Erpetoichthys calabaricus (reedfish)
Lineage: Eukaryota; Metazoa; Chordata; Cladistia; Polypteriformes; Polypteridae
Gene: tagln
Product: transgelin
Exons: 6
Coding region: 125-748 (207 amino acids)
Molecular function (GO): protein binding
Source: RefSeq, a predicted model, not a curated record
CGCGGCUUAUUAGCAGCUGCGUCAGCCUGCUGGGACUCAGUUUUCAGCAGAGUCCAGAGUGGGCAGCACUGUCGAACAAGCUGAACAGAAGCACAGUUCUAGUAGCUGACUGAGAGUCUCGACAAUGGCGUCACAGGGUAACCCAACGAUGGCCAACAAGGGUCCCUCCUAUGGAUUAAGCCGCGAAGUGGCCAACAAGAUUGACAAGAAGUAUGACGACAACCUCGAGAACCAGCUGACCGAGUGGAUUGUGGCCCAGUGUGGAGAAUCCGUGGGUCGGCCGCAGACUGGGCGACUGGGCUUUCAGGCCUGGCUGAAGGAUGGCAGUAUCCUGGCCCACUUAAUCAACAGCCUGCAUCCAAAGACCAGCCCAGCCAUUGCCAAGCCAGACCGGACAAGUAUGGCCUUCAAACAGAUGGAGCUCGUGUCUCAGUUCCUCAAGGCAGCGGAGAACUAUGGGGUGAACAAGACCGACAUCUUCCAGACUGUAGAUCUCUGGGAAGGCAAAGACAUGGCUGCUGUUCAGAGGACUCUGAUGGCACUGGGCAACAUUGCGGUGACGAAAGAGGAUGGCUUCUUCAAGGGAAACCCAAGUUGGUUCAACAAGAAAGCACAGGAGAACCGGCGGGAAUUCUCAGACGAGCAGCUACAGGAGGGCAAAAGCAUCAUCGGGCUGCAGAUGGGCAGUAACAAGGGGGCAUCACAAGCGGGCAUGACGGGCUACGGACUCCCAAGGCAGAUCAAGUGAACGCAAGGGUGCCAAACUGUACAAAGACCAAAGGAAUGGGAGUUGCUGACUCCCACCCGCUCCACCACAGGGUCCUGCUUGAGGCUUCGAUUUUUUUUUUCUCUCCAUAAAGGGUGGUCCCUGUACUCCUCCUCCAUCUUCUUGUAUGAUAUUCACAAUAAAGCAAAUACAACUGA